This is a messenger RNA of Lasiodiplodia theobromae, 1800 nucleotides long. RefSeq lists its product as uncharacterized. Lineage: Eukaryota; Fungi; Ascomycota; Dothideomycetes; Botryosphaeriales; Botryosphaeriaceae. The coding region runs from base 1 to 1800 and encodes 599 amino acids. The transcript has 4 exons. The record is from RefSeq and is a predicted model, not a curated record.
AUGUCCCAUACCAACGCAACGCCCACGUCGGGGGGUGAACCGCGCAAAGAGGUGCUGUCCCUGGCAGCACGACCGCUAUUCGCAUCUCAAGGGUCGUCCUCAAGUCUGCUAUUCGUAGAUGAAACGGCUCCAAAGAACCAGGUGGAGAGACGUAAGAUUCGAGCCCACGUCUCGCUCAAUACGCACGAAGCAAAACGGCGCCAAGGGCUGAGGGGCCAGAGAGAAGGAGUUCGGCGUAGAUCGUCUGGCGAGAAUGCAACGGUCGAAAACCCUCUGCUGGAUGCGCCGUUUGCAAAUGCAGAUCCAUUUGACUCCCUACCCGUCAAAAAGUUCCCAGGCAUGCAUGAUCUCAUCGGAUACUACCUCGACCACUAUCCCGGUGUCACCCCAUUUGCCGACGACCAGCUGCUACGGAACCAGAGCACAAAAGUGGUAGCAAAACGCAGCAAUACGCAAUGGAACUUGAUCACAUCACACAACACAUGCCUCCUCUUAUUCCUCUCGGAAAUCCUCCGGCUGCGCUGCUCGAUGAACCCCUAUCCAAAAUGGCUCACCGACUACUUCAGAGCACACCACCAAACCCUGAUAUCCAUCAGAGAGAAUCUCCCGAUCCACAAUGCAGCAAACAAGCCUUCCUCAGGCUACAUCUUUGGCGUAUUAGGCAUGGGCUCCGGACAGGCCGUCUUCCUCAACCACCGCGACUCGGCCAUCUCGCACCUCAACGGCGCGCGCAAGCUGGUCAGCCUCCGCGGCGGCAUGGACACGGUGCACGGCUUCGCGCGCCGCGUCAUCGUCUGGGCCGAGCUGUACGUCUGCGCCGCCUUCGGGCUGCAGCCCACGCUCGCUCCGCUGCCCUCGCCCUGGCUCCCGCUAGUAACAACAACAUCACCAUCACCCUUCCCCGCUUCCUUCAGCACCUUCAUCUCCGCCACCCACGCUCGCACCGCAGCGCACCUCACCCCGCACCCGCUCGGAAAGAACCGCCAGAGCGCAGGAGAGGAUGAUGAAGACGCAGCGCAGACCCACAAAAGAAGCAAAGAGAUGACCAUCAGCCGCAUCUUCUCGGCGCUGACGCUCGUCAGCGCCGCGACGACCGAGGCGUGGCAGGCCGUGCUGCAGCAGCAGCAGCUGGGCGGCGAGAGCAGCGGUGGUAGUAGCGACGACACCAAGACGACGACGAUGCGCGAAACGGUGGCGGCGGUGCUGGACGACGCGGCGCACACGUUGCUCGUCGAGGUGGCACGGCUGCGUGACAACGACGACGGCGUUGGUGAAGAUGGAGGGGGGGAGGAGGUGGUGGUGCCGGUGGUCAUGGAGCAGCAGCACGGGCCGCGUCGAUGGGGCAGCGACGACGGGGGCGACGGCGAAGACGACGCGGCCCGGCGGUGGGCGCGCGCGGUGAUGCUGCACGCGGCGCACACGUACCUGUGGGCGCAGCUGAGCGCCCUGCCGGCGCACGCGCAGAUGAACGUGACGCUGCUGAAGCGGCUGCGCGGCGCCAUCGAGAGCGGCGCCGGCGUCGGCGCGUGGGUGCUGAGCCUCGAGGCGCUGAUGUGGGCCCUGGCCGUGGGCUGGUUCAUGGCCGAGAGGGCGGCGGGCAAGACGCUGUUGGGCCAGGUGGGCGAGGCCGAUCCGAUGCUGGGCUGGUUCGAGGAUAGGAUCUUGGCGCUGCUGAACGUCGAGGGCAGCUUUAGGAAGGACAGGGCCGCCGAGAUGAUUUCGGAUUUCCCGGCUACGGAUGAGUUUAGGAGGAAGUGGCAUUCUUUGCUGUUAAGGGAUAAGUUUCGCCAGUGGCGAUGA